GACAGCUAGUGUUGGCUCAACUCGACUGCACUCAUGGCUCUCCUCUCCUUCUCAGAAGUGGGUCUGGUGCUCCUGUUAGUGUUGGCUUUGGCGCUCAGUGCUGAGUCAGGACCGAGGAUGCCAAAGACCCUGAGGAGGAAGAAGAGGGAGUGGAUUCUUCCUCCUGCCAAGUUGAUGGAAAACACUGAUUACCGACACAAAGAAUUCAUUGCCAAGAUUCGCUCUGACAAAGACCUAGGUGACACAGUGGUGUAUUCUCUCACUGGAGAAGGAGCUGACAAGGAUCCCAUCAAUCUCUUUGUAGUGGACCGAAAGACGGGGUUUGUACGCAUCACUGAUAUCCUUGACCGGGAGGAACGGCAAUUCUACAAUCUAACAGGGGUCGCACAGUUCAACGACGGGCAGAAAGCAGAGGACGAUGUCCCACUUGCAAUCACAGUUCUGGACCAGAAUGACAACCCUCCUUAUUUUGAGCUGCAAAUGGGCAAUAUCACAGAGGAGAGCAAACCAGGAACCUUUGUUAUGCAGAUCGAGGGGAAAGAUAACGACCAAGCUGGAACAAUUAACAGUGAGCUCUCCUACAGGAUCCUGAGUCAGGAGCCAGCAGGCACCGGUCAGAUGUUCACUUUAGACAGAAAGACGGGCAAACUGUUUGUUAAAGAGGCAACGCUGGACAGAGAGACGCACGACUUCUUCAAACUGGUCAUAGAGGGUAUUGAUUUGGGAGGGGGACCAGGGGGCCUAGCAGGGACAGGAACAGUGGAGAUCAGAGUCCUGGACAUUAAUGACAACAUCCCCACCCUGGAAAAAUCUGAGUACAAUGGGGAAGUGGAGGAAAAUGUUGCUGAUGUAGUUGUGAUGAGAAUCAAAGCUCUGGAUAAAGACCUUCUAAACUCAGACAACUGGUUGACUGUCUUUGAAAUUGCCCAAGGAAAUGAGGAUAAUCUGUUCUCAAUUGAGACAGACCCGGUAACCAAUGAGGGCAUCCUGAAGCUGAUUAAGGCUGUGGAUUAUGAAGAUAUCCAGAAUCUUGAGCUUAGCCUGAGCAUUAAAAAUGAAGCUCCUUUUGUGGAUGGUGGUCCUAUAUCAAUGGAUAUGGACAUCCAAGUUGGAGAGGGUAAUCCUAUGGCUACUGGAGCUGGAGCUGGAGCUGGAGCUGGAGCUGGAGCUGGAGCUGGAGCUGGAGCUGGAGCUGGAGCUGGAGCUGGAGCUGGAGUUGGUGCUGGAGCUGGAGCUGGAGUUGGAGUUGGAGUUGGAGUAGAUGCAGGGGUAGACCUAGGGGUGGAUGUAGGUGUAGACCUGGGCGUAGAUGCUGGACUCAAGCCAAAUGUUGGGGUUGGGCCUGGAGUGGGAGUUGGAACAAAGCCAGGUGUCAAACCAGCAACAAAGCCUAAGCCAAGUGAGCCAGCAAAGAGCUAUCUCAUUAAGAUAGCAGUGAAAAAUGUUCCAGAGGGUCCAGCAUUCAUUCCCAACACCAAGAUUGUUCCUGUAUCAGAAGAUCCAAAGGAAGCACCUGAAGAUGGAGUGAUCACAGUGUUUGCUGCUGUCGAUCCAGACACAGGGCUACCAGCUGAAGACGUCAGUUAUGCCAAAGCCUUGGAUCCAGAAAACUGGUUUACCAUCGAUGAAAAAACAGCUGAGAUUAAACUCAACAAGGUACCAGACAGAGAGUCACCUUUUGUGGUGAAUGGUACCUACAUUGCCAAGAUUCUGGCCAUCACCAAUGACAUGCCAUCAAAAACAGCCACAGGAACAAUAGCCAUUCAAGUCGCUGACUCCAACGACCACUGUCCUACUCUGACCACCACCCACAGCUCCCUGUGCUCUGAUGUCAAAACGGUCUAUGUUACUGCAUUUGAUGAGGAUGCUCAUCCCAACGGAGCUCCAUUCACAUUCAGAGUCAUACCUGAUGGGACACGAGGCAGCUGGGAUGUAGAAGUCAUCAAUGAGACGAGUGCCGCGCUUCACUCUCGUGAAGAGCUCUGGCCUGGCUUAUAUGAGGUUCUGGUGGAGGUGUUGGAUGCUCAGGGUCUCUCUUGCCCAUCCAAUGACAUUUUUACCAUGGAUGUUUGUACCUGUGUGGAGACAAAUGACUGCAAAACAAAGGCAGCCAAAUUAGGAAGUAAUUUAACUGAGCUCUCCGCCCCAGCCAUCGGCCUCCUGAUAUCGGCAAUGUGCUUAUUGCUGUUUAUUCCUCUUCUCAUGCUGUUUUGUCAGUGUGGAACAGACAUUUUUCCUGACAGUUUUCGUGACAUGCCAUGGGGGACCAAAGAACAACUCAUAUCCUACCACACUGAGGGCAGAGGCGAGGAUAAGGAAGUUCCACUUAAUAGUAUACCUGUAUCUUUGGGUCGCAAAAAGACAUUUGGGGCGGCCCCAGGAUCAUACUCCAAAGGCACUACUACAAAUACUAAAGAAAAUAAACAGAAAAUUACAAUCCAUGAUGAGUUUUUGGAAAGGUUUCAGGGCACGAGGGAAAGUUGGAUGGAGGUCGACAACAAUGCUCACAGAUUAACAAAGGAAUUUCACUAUGGUUACGGCAGUGCAACAAUCAGCACAAACACACUACAGCGCUCGACAGCUUUGUAUGGGGACAUAGCCUUACCUGACGCUUUCCUGAAUGACUACUACUCACAGAAAGCGAUGUGUGCUUUGCCUGCGAAGGACUGUUCUUUGGAGUAUCAUUUUGAGGGACAGGGCUCCUCUGCUGGAUCUGUGGGCUGCUGCAGCCUCCUGGAGACUGACAACGACCUGCAAUUCCUCGAUGACCUUGGGCCAAAGUUCAAGACUCUGUCUGAUAUCUGUUCCCCUCCUAAACCAACACCCAAACCUUCCCUGACACACAAGAUAGUAGGUGCAGUCCAAACCACAGUAAAUAAGGAUGAAGCUGUUGUUAAGCCCAAAGUGGAGCGCACUGUUGAAACAGAGCAUACUGAUGUCAAGACAGUCAUGUCACCUACUAACAUCUCCAAAUCAUCUGUCAGUACUGUAAACACUGCCCAUCAAUCCAUGACAUUCUCUAACUCUAAGGUUACUAACAUCAGUCAUUCUGCCACUCUGGCCCCUCAAGCUUAUCAUUCUGCCACUCUGCCCCCUCAGGCUCAUAGGGUUUUCAUACAACCUCAGCCAGUUUAUUACACCACCAGCCCUGUACCACAGCCCAUGAACUAUGUAGUCCAACCACAGCUACAGAACAUGGUAAUGAUGGCGGAGGGGGCCCAUGGAGCCAAUUUUCCAGGCAUUUAUGUAGUGAGUGGGAACCAGAGUUCUUCUUCAGGACUCGUAGUCAGUGGACUCCAAGGCUCCCCUCCUGGGCUAGUGAUUCAGGGCAUUGAGAGCCCCAAAAGCCUUUCCAGUCCAAUUAGCCCCACCUUGAUUCUACCCGGUAGUCCAGGUGUGUCUAUGGGCUCAGGUCCUGCAAAGGGUUGGAAAAUGAUAGGGCCAAAUCCUGAUGGUAAAUAUAUGAUAGUUAAAGAUACGACAACACCAGGUGAGGCAGUUAAGAAAGACCCAGGCUCAUCUCAGGGCACUUUGCCCAAAGGUGCCAUCCUGGUAAAAGAGGCUGCUCCCCCUCAGGGGGUGUUAAACCCAGCAGCUCAAGGGAGUGUGUAUGGCAUUCUGCCACGACACACUGUUGCUAAAACUGAGGGUGCUGUUGCAGUAAAUAGCAAUUUGGGGCAAAUAUGGGUUGGGCAGCCAGGACUGAUGGGGUUGGUGCCAGUAACUGCUUUUGGAGUUGGUGUUGGGAAACCAGGAAUGGGAAUGGGACAUGUGGUGACAGUUAAACCAGAAGUCAUCCAGGAAAACGUGAAUAUGGAGGAAAUGACUGCGGAUAGUGUAAUCACAGUCAGUGAUUCACAUGAAGACGUUAAGGCUCAGGAAGAGCAACUGCUAGAUUCUGAUGUGGGACCCUGUAGUAUGGAUGACAAAUUGUCAGCAACUCUUCCAAACAUGUCUUCAAAAGUGACUUUGAAUGCAUCUGAAGACAUCCUCGAUCAAGCAUCAGUGCCAAAACCACAGUUUGGACAAAGUGAAGGGAUUCUGAUAGACAAAGGCAAUGAAAAGACAGAUAGUGAUGAGGAAGCAAUCCCAUCAUCACAAACGGUCAGCCCUGUUUUCCUUGGUGAUUUCAAUCUGACAUCAGCCUCAGAAGAAAUAACCACCCAAGUGCAAGAAGACAUGUCUAAUGAGUCAACCAGGUCACCAUUAGAGCAGCAUCUGUUUACAGCAAAAGACAAUAGUUGUGGCCACAAAGAAGAAGAAGAUAAUCCACAAAAUAUAAAAUCAUAUCUAAGAGCGGAUACAGAUCAAGUCAAUGCAGAUGCAGACAGUAUGGAGAGAAGUGAUGAAGAGAAAGAGAGUAUUAUGAAGGAAGGUGUGUCACAGCAGAAUUCAAGCAACUCUGAUGACCUGGAUGAAGACACUGAAAGACAAAAUGCUUUGGGUUCUCAAAUGGAAGAUCAUUUUAUCUCAGAUGAUGACAUUGUUGAUGAAGAGAAAAGUGAAGAUGCUGUGGAUGCAAUGGUGUCACCAGUACGGCAAAAUGUAAAAUUCUCAGAUGACCAAGCUGAAGGGAGUGCAGAAGAAAAUGUAUCAUGCAUGACUUCUCAAGCUGAUCACACCUUAAACUCAGAUGAUAACAUAAAUGCCCCAGAGGUAGAGGAUGAGAGUCUUGAAGAGGGGAUGACAUCCAUAAAGCAAAAUGUUACCAUCACGGACUACCAAGAUGAGUUUAUUGAAGGACAAGCUGUAUCAGGAAGAAGUCCUUCUUUGGAGGAUCCUUUAGUCUCAGAGACAACAAUGUUGUUGAAGAGAAAUGGGAAGUUUCCUUGGAGGCAAUGGUGUCACCGGCACAGCAAAAUGUAACAUUUUCAGAUGACCAAGCUGAAGGGAGUGCGGAAGAAAAUGCAUCAUGCAUGAAUUCUCGAGUUGAAAAGACUUCAAUCUCAGAUGAUAACAUAAAUGUUCCAGAAGAAGAGGAAGAGGAGAGUAUUGAGGAAGUGACAUUAUCCAUAGAGCAUAACAUUAGCAGCAUAGAUUACCAAGAUGAGUUUGUUGAAGGACAAGGUGUAUCAGGAAGAAGCUCAUCUUUGGUGGAUCCAUUAGCCUCUGAAGAAAGCAAUGUUGUGGAGGAAGAGGAAUCACCUUUACAUCAAAUCUCAGAUAAAGACAAUGCAUCGCACACAGUUAAUCAAAUUGAGGAUACGUCUGACUCAGGUGACAAUGUGAGUGAUGGAGAGAAAGCAGUGGAACUGGCACCAUUCUUACAACAAAACAGUAGUUUUUCUGAUGACCAAGAAGAAGAAAAUGAAAACGAAGACGCACCAGACACAAGUAUUUACAUAGAGGAGGAGAGCAGUAAUUCUGACCAGCAAUUAGAAGACGACUCUCUGUCUUUUCAAACUGAAUGCUUAUCAAAGGAUAGUUCUUAUUUAGCAAGUCAAAGUGCAGAGAUGAAUCAGCUGCCAGCAUCGUCAAAGGUCGGUGAAACUCUAGAAAUACCAUGUGAAGUUAUUACACAUCAUGUAAGGCAAGGGGUGGACUCUUCUCAGGUAGGAGACAUACCUUUGGAUAUUCCUGAAAGAGAAGAUAGUGUUGGUCAGGCGUUUGUGAGGGAUACUAAUAUGGAGAAUUUGGAUUCCGUUGUUAUAUCUUCUGAAGGAGAGAGUUAUUCCAGGGUGGCGACAGGACAGGUGUCUAUGUCAAGUGAAGAUAAAGGGGCCAAAUCUGGAGAUUUUGCUCUGGAAAAAGGAAAGGGAGAGGUCACUGUUGAUUUUGCGAUUAGAGAGGAAUUAGAUAACAGUGCAACUGGUGCAUCUGGUCAGGUAGCACCAAUAUCUUCUUCAGAAAUUAAUGUGGUAGAGGAGACCCUUUCUUCAGUGUCAGAAUCAGACCCAGACUCUGGAGCGACAGGAAAUUUAAGUUCCAUUGUAAAGAGUAAAGUAACUGAGGAGGCUGCUAACAUUGUUCUGAAUGAAACCAUGCAACUGGCUGGAGAAGCAACUGGGGAAGGCUCACAUACUGUGUUGGAUGUUGUGUCAAAAGCUUCAGAUGAUAUGCAUGAGCCUGUAGGGCAAGUGGUGGGGAAGUGAGUCCUCUACAGAUUCAGACAGUCAUGAGCCCAAUUCCUCGUAACAAAUCAAGAAAGAGCAAAGAGGGUUCUAAGAAUCCUAAAAGUCCCAAAAGCUCCUCUGGAAAAUGUAAACAACAGUGAGUGCUCUGAAUUCAAUGCUGCAUCAUUACCUAUACAGAAAUCCAUACCGUUAAAUGUGGAUGUCUGUUUAAGGUCCAAAUGGCUGAAGAAGAGGGAGAUGCAACAAGAUUUGGGAGUGUCUGUCAAAAUGACUAACAAAUUCAAGUAACGGCAAGAAACGUGAUGUUUAUUACCAAAAUGUUAACCUGUUCGUGAUUGCAAAAUAAGCUAAUUCAUCUUGUGCCUCUUCAACGCACUACCCAGGUGCCCAUCCCCCUUACCUUAUCAAAACAGAGUAUUACCAGUUUGUGAGUACAC
Molecule: messenger RNA, 6511 nt
Organism: Eleginops maclovinus (Patagonian blennie)
Lineage: Eukaryota; Metazoa; Chordata; Actinopteri; Perciformes; Eleginopidae
Product: desmoglein-2-like protein
Exons: 14
Coding region: 34-4866 (1610 amino acids)
Biological process (GO): homophilic cell-cell adhesion
Cellular component (GO): cell-cell junction; plasma membrane
Molecular function (GO): calcium ion binding
Source: RefSeq, a predicted model, not a curated record